AUGUCCCUCCGAAUCGUCCCCGCCGCCAACGGCCCAUCGACCUUCUCCCACACAGACCACACCUCCUCCGCGCCCUCCGCCCCGGGCAUCCACGACACCCUCCGCCACGGCGUCGGCCUCUCCCCCUUCGACGCCGCCGCCAACAAGCCCGUCUCCACGCACCCGCUCGAGGCCCGCCUCAAGUCCUGGGAGGCCACCCAGGAGGCCGUCCGCAUGGAGUCCCUCCGCCGCACCUUUGGCAUCGCCGAGCCCGUCCGCCGCGGCAUGGAGCUCAAGAUUGUCCGCGACGGCGAGUGGCGGCCCAUGGCCCUCGGCGGCGGGCUGCCCAGCGUCCACGAGGACAUCCUCAAGGGCCGCGAGGACACCAUCACCUGGGACGACGUCUUUACCGGCAGCGAGACGAGGGCUGUGGCUGGCUUCCACGAGGAGAUGGAGAAGAAGCUUAAGAUUCACUGA
Messenger RNA from Trichoderma reesei QM6a, 456 nucleotides. RefSeq lists its product as uncharacterized. The record is from RefSeq and is a predicted model, not a curated record. Gene Ontology annotation, biological process: proteasome assembly. Gene Ontology annotation, cellular component: cytoplasm; nucleus. The transcript has 2 exons. Bases 1 to 456 code for a protein of 151 amino acids. Lineage: Eukaryota; Fungi; Ascomycota; Sordariomycetes; Hypocreales; Hypocreaceae.